Messenger RNA from Diorhabda carinulata, 2418 nucleotides. RefSeq names its product solute carrier organic anion transporter family member 74D (gene Oatp58Dc). Gene Ontology annotation, molecular function: protein binding. The transcript has 8 exons. Gene Ontology annotation, biological process: transmembrane transport; sodium-independent organic anion transport. Gene Ontology annotation, cellular component: membrane. The coding region runs from base 189 to 2291 and encodes 700 amino acids. NCBI's taxonomy places the organism in Eukaryota, Metazoa, Arthropoda, Insecta, Coleoptera, Chrysomelidae. The record is from RefSeq and is a predicted model, not a curated record.
AAAAGUGCCGCAACGUUUAAUUAAAUACAGAAAACAAACUUUUCUUAUUGAAUACACCGACAUGUUCUCCGAGUUGGUUCAACUGUGAGAUUCAGUUAUGCUUUCAAUUAGUCAAUUUCGCUUGUACAACGGCGUAAGUUUUUACCAAAAAGUUCUGUAUAUACGAUAGAGUGUAUUUGACAGAUCCCAUGGAAGGAAAUAAAGUGACAAUAGUUGAAGAAAUUCAAGUAUUUUUACCCACUAUCAGCAGUCAAAGUGAAUUUCUUGAAGAACUUAGUUUAACCAAAGACACCUCAUGUGGUUUAUGGUUUAUAAAAGGAGCUUUUCUUCAAAAAUUUGCCAACAAAAAAGCUUAUGUGAUUUUGUAUGGUAUUCUUGGAUGCUUUUUUUCAGCAGCCUACUCUUAUUUUAAUGGUACUAUCACAACACUGGAAAAGAGAUUUAAAAUUCCAAGUCGUACCACAGGGAUAAUAACUGUUGGAAACGACUUAAGCCAGCUCUUAGUUUCCGCCAUUUUGAGUUACUAUGCAGGAAGAGGGCAUAGGCCUAGAUGGAUGGCCCUGGGUAUGUACACUGUGGUACUUUUCUGUAUAAUGACAGCGUCGCCACAUUUUCUAUACGGAGCUGGAGAAGAUGCUCUCUCAUUAACGAUGGAACAUAAGCACUACAGCAAUUCUUCGUAUGAUGAAUAUUUACAUCAAUCGUUAUCAUAUCACAGAAAAGAUUUAUGUCAAAAUAGGAAAGUUAAUCACAAAAGCUGUAAAUUGGAAGAAGGGAAUUAUACCCCACAGCUGAUUUUAUUUGCAGCCCAGUUUAUAUCCGGCAUUGGGGGAUCCUUAUACUACACUUUGGGGAUUUCUUAUAUGGACGACAACGUCAAAAGAUCUAAAACACCCGCCCUUUUUAGUUUUAGCUAUUUCAUUAGAAUGCUAGGUCCAGCUUUAGGCUAUGGAUUGGCUUCGCUGUGCUUGAAGAUUUAUGUCACUCCGACAUUGACCCCUAUCAUAGAUAAUAAAGAUCCUAGAUGGCUUGGUGCUUGGUGGUUGGGAUGGAUUAUCCUAGGAAUUGUGAUUUUUUUUCUUUCAACAUUGCUAGCUUUGUUUCCAAAGACUUUACCUAGAGCUGCUGUGAGGAAGGAGUUACUAAAACGACAUCUGUCAAGGCAACAAUCACAAACAUCGUCAAUCAGAGGCAAUGUCGAAACCGACAUUCCUACUUCCUUUAAAGAUAUGAUAAAAACUUUCCAAAGAGUGAUGAAAAAUCCAAUUUUAAUGAUGAACAACUUUGCAGCAGUUUUCUAUUUCCUGGGAUACAUGCCUUAUUGGAUAUUUUUACCGAAAUAUAUAGAAACUCAAUAUAGGCAGUCCGCGUCGGCCUCAAGUUUGAUAACAGGCAGUGUGGGGUUAAUUUUUUCAGCAAUUGGUAUAUUGCUUUCAGGAAUUGUCAUUUCCAAAUAUAAACCGAAAGCGAGGAAACUGGCUGGAUGGAAUGUUAUUGUUGGGUUGAUAUCUGUUAGUGGAAUUAUAUCUUACGCUUAUUUGGGAUGUAGUGAUACAGACAACAAAACACCCUUAUUACCCAGCGGAGAGUUGAAAUCUGUAACUAACUGCAAUUCGGGCUGUCACUGCGACUUUAUCAAAUACAACCCAGUUUGUUCACAAAAUGGCAAGACUUACAUAUCCGCGUGUCAUGCGGGUUGCCGAGAUGUCAUCAACGUAAAUGGGUCGAACUUAUUUUCUGAUUGUUCGUGUAUUAAACGCGAUGAAGUCCUUAGUCUUGAAAGGAUGACAGAAAUCGGAAAGACACUUCCAAUGGAAAAAAUAUUGGAAAGCACAUCACAAAAGGCUGGUUUUGCUACACCGGGAACUUGUCAAGUGGAUUGUUUGUUCCAGUUUUAUAUUUUCUUAGCUGUCGUAUGUCUUUUGAAGUUUAGCGGAGCUACAGGAAGAGCUUCGAAUUUUCUCGUCACUGUCAGAUGCGUAGAAGAAAAAGAUAAAGCAGUAGCUAUGGGUUUUGCAUUAAUGAUGAUGAGUCUUUGUGCUUUUGUUCCAUCUCCUAUACUUUUUGGCAUAAUUUUAGAUAAGGCUUGCCUGGUUUGGGGCCGAACUUGUGCAGGGCAUGGUAAUUGUUGGCUUUACAAUGGAGAAACAUUGAGAUAUACAGUAAAUUUUACAGCUGCAACUUUUGUAUUUAUUGGUACCUUAUUUGAUAUUGCAGUCUGGUAUUUUGUAAAAGACUUACAUAUAUUUGAUGAGGAAUUCGAGUUAGAAGAGGCUGUUGAUGUGAAGUGAUAUAUUUUUAUAAUUUUAAAUAAAUUUUUUUGUUAUAGAAUAGAACUUUUUAUUUGAAUAUGAAAUGUAAAUUAUUAUUUUUCUUUGAAAUUCAUCUUUUUCAAUAAAAUAUAUAUUUAUUCGAAAA